CAGCUGUAAACAGAAAAAUCUUGCUUGCUCUCGUGCCCAGUGUAGACGCCGGUUGCUCUCCACUUCACCAUUACCUUUGUAGCCUGUUGUGACGCCUGCUCUGACUCCUGCACCUACUGAGCUUCUUUGAAUUAAGUGGCUUGUGAAAAGAUAGCUGGAAUAUGGGAGAUGCCGAUAACUUUCAUGUUGUCUUACGCAGUCGACCAGGGGAAAGUAAUGAACCACUCGAGUCCAAUUUCUCAUAUGAGAAGAAGGCCUAUCCAACCGAAACACUGUCCAGCGGAGACUUAUUGAUAAAAAAUCGCUUCUUGUCUCUUGACCCAGCACUGAGAUGUAGAAUGAAUGAGGACUCUGGUGUUCAGUAUAUCAAAGCCUGGGAACUUGGAAAAACUGUUGAUGGGUUAGGUGGUGUUGGUGAGGUCAUAGCAAGUGCAGAUUCCAGCUUCCAGCCUGGAGAUAUCGUCACUCCCAACUUUGAGUGGCCUUGGGAGCUUUACUUUGUUGUGAAGGCUAAUACUGUGCGCAAGCUCCCUGAAGCCAUGACUCAAAUCUCACCAACUCUUUGUCUGAGUGUUCUUGGUGUAACCGGCUUGACUGCCUACCUGGGUGUCAAAGAAAAAGGACACAUUCGACGCGAUGCCAACCAAGUGAUGGUCGUGAGUGCUGCGGCUGGCUCCACGGGUUCUUUAGCAGGCCAGAUAGGAAAAGCUGAAGGGUGUGGAAAACUUGUAGGUAUCUGUGGGUCAGACACCAAGUGCCAGUGGCUGACAACAGAGCUUGGCUUUGAUGUAGCCAUUAACUACAAAACUGAGAAUGUCUCUGAAAAGCUGGAAGCUGUCUGCCCUGAAGGAGUGGAUGUCUACUUUGACAAUGUUGGUGGGAGUAUAAGCAAUGAUGUGAUUAGAAAGAUGAAUCAAGACUCUCACAUUAUACUGUGUGGACAAAUCGCAGACUACAAUAAAGAUUUACCAUAUCCUCCCCCUAUUCCCACAGACAUUGAAGCCACCUUGAAGGACAAGAACAUAACCAGAGAAAGAUUCCUGGUUCUGAAUUAUCAAGAUCAGUUUGAGCCUGCCCUUGGUCGCCUUAUGGAACUGUACGUGCAAGGAAAACUGAAGGUGAAAGAAACAAUUGAAAUGGGCUUGGAAAACGCUGGGAAAGCCUUUGUCUCCAUGAUGAAAGGGGGUAACAUCGGGAAGCAGAUUGUGCAAGUGACAAGAUGACCUCUUCACUAGUGGAUUUGGUUAGGUAGUUUUGUCCCAUUGCAAUGUGGUUCUUAAUGUGAAGUCCAUGGCAAUGAAGUAAAACUUCAGUCGAGCCUACUUUGAAUUUUUGAACAUUUGAAUGAGUGUGUGUGUGGGUUGGGGAGAGGGGUGGGUUAGAGUUAGAGAAGAGAGUGGACUGCUUUUUGC
Messenger RNA from Aplysia californica (California sea hare), 1412 nucleotides. RefSeq names its product prostaglandin reductase 2. Gene Ontology annotation, molecular function: 15-oxoprostaglandin 13-reductase [NAD(P)+] activity. The record is from RefSeq and is a predicted model, not a curated record. Gene Ontology annotation, biological process: prostaglandin metabolic process. The transcript is spliced from 9 exons. The coding region runs from base 162 to 1223 and encodes 353 amino acids. Lineage: Eukaryota; Metazoa; Mollusca; Gastropoda; Aplysiida; Aplysiidae.